This is a messenger RNA of Myxozyma melibiosi, 2011 nucleotides long. RefSeq names its product putative diphthamide synthesis protein-domain-containing protein. The record is from RefSeq and is a predicted model, not a curated record. Gene Ontology annotation, biological process: protein histidyl modification to diphthamide. The transcript is spliced from 2 exons. Bases 177 to 1868 code for a protein of 563 amino acids. Lineage: Eukaryota; Fungi; Ascomycota; Lipomycetes; Lipomycetales; Lipomycetaceae. Gene Ontology annotation, molecular function: 2-(3-amino-3-carboxypropyl)histidine synthase activity.
UCGCAGGCUUCCUAAAACUCAUUUUUCUGCCGGUUAGGCUUUUAAGGUUUGCUCGUCAGCUUUUGAGGUGUUUGUGUCUUGCGGCUCAAAAUAUUUCUGCGACUCUUUUUCUUCGUGAAGUCUUGAAUCGUCUCUUUUCUGCUUAUUGACAAAGAGAAGUGAAGAAGAGUGCAGAUAUGGCGUCAGUAGCUCCAGCGUUAUCGACAGAGCCAGAGUACUUCAAAGUCACAGCGCGCCCAGAGUCCGAGGCCCCGCCGCGCGACAAAGUCACCGCGCAGUACCAUCUCCCGCAGCUGGCGAAGACUAUCAGCAGAUGUCGCUACAAGCGGGUUGCGCUGCAGUUCCCGGAUCGGCUGCUGCCGCACUCUACUGUUGUUGCGCGGGUGCUUGCUGAGGAGCUUGAAGCGGUGGCGGACGGAGCAGAGCAGGUGGCGGAGGUGUUUGUGUUGGGAGAUACGAGCUAUUCAGAGUGUUGCGUGGAUGAGAUUGCUGCGCAGCAUGUGAAUGCUGAUGUUGUCGUUCAUGUCGGAGUUGCUUGUCUCAGUCCGGUCGUCUCGACGCCGGUCAUCUAUCUCUUUGGCGAAGAAGAUCUCGACAUUGAAACCGUCGCCAGUUCAUUCAGGGCCGAGAUCGAAGACAAGUCAGCACAUGUCCUUAUCGUUGCUGAAACACCGUACCAGGCACAUGUCGAUCGCUUGCAUUCAUUGCUCAGCGCUGAGUACCCCAACAUUCUCACCACUAUACCCGCCUUCUCCGAAUCCGCACCGCGGUCGCUCGAUCUCGAGGACUCUUCCUCGGCUGCUGCGACGCCGUCUGAGAUCAUCAUCCCGCCAUUGCUAACCGCAGCCGGCAAGACAACACACACCGUCCGCUCGGACGUUCCAAAUCGGUCGCAUCCACCGCUCGCUGCACCGCUUCAAGACUACACUCUCUUCCACAUCGGCACGCUUCCUCCCGCCGCGCACUUGCAUCUCUCGACCCUGCUCUCGCAAAAACCGAUAAUCAUCGACCCCGCCACCGCGAAACCAAUCACUUCGCCGCUAAUGCCGCUCGCGCGACGGUACCAGACGAUGAUGACCGCGCGCGCGGCGUCGACGAUCGGGAUCCUAGUCAACACGCUCUCGCUGCGAAACUCUGCUGCGCUGAUCGACGCGCUGAAGGAGUCGAUCCGCAGCGCGGGCAAGAAGCAUUACGUGAUUGCGGUGGGUAAGCCUAAUGUGGCGAAGUUGGCGAAUUUUGAUGUCGUGGAUGUCUGGGUUAUCGUGGGAUGUGCGCGCGGAGGCGUGAUCUUGGAUAGACAUGGCGAGUACUAUAAGCCGAUUGUUACGCCGUAUGAGUUGAAGCUUGCGUUGAAGCGAGAGGUGGAGUGGGGUGGUGGAGAGUGGGUGUUGGAGUUUGAGAAGAUUCUGGCGCUGGGUGAUGAUGCUGAGGACGAGGACGAGGACGGAGAGGAUGGUGACGAAGGCGACGACGAUGAGGAUGCGCCUCCUGAAUUCGACCCCGUCACCGGCCGCUACGUGUCUUCCCGUCCCCUGCUAGCAAACACACGACAAAAGCGGACCGCAAAGCAUGUACAAGUCGAACUCGAGAGCAAUGACAGCAAGACAAUAGGUUCAUCAGCCGACAAGCCAUCAUCAAGCUUGAUCUCGACAAAGGGAAACGCAGGACAACUCGCGACCCGCGGCUCGCAGCAUUACUCUACUGCGGCAGCGUAUCUACAGAACCGCUCGUUCUGGAAAGGCCUCGGGUCUGAUUUCCAGGAUGAGGACGAGGACGAGGACGAGGGAGGUGAGAAGAGAGCCGGUGCGAAGUUGGAAGAUGGACGGUCUGGUAUUGCAAGAGGAUACGUGAAUCCCACUGACAACUAGAUGGUUUUGUAUAUAUUGUACAUACGCCAUGUGUAAAUCUGCAUUCUCGGAGUUUUCUGCUUUCUUUUUUUUCGCUAAAAUGUUGAAUAUAAUGAAAAUAAUGUAAUUUUGCAAGCAAAAGCGCCAUGGUCGGCUCUUCUUGG